AAAGUUUUUUUUAAUAAACACCGUGUGAACUGAUCUAAAAAGUAUAAUUUAUUCAAUAAUAAAAGCUAAACGUCCUGUUAUUGCAGUCUACAAUGCCUGAAAAGCCAUCUUUGUACUACGCUCUAUUUAGUCCUCCUGCACGGGCCUGCAUUCUAACUGCAAAGCUUAUUGGACUAGACAUAGAUCUUAUUGCUGUUGACUUUUCCAAAAAGGAGCACUUGAGUCCGGAGUUUCUAAAGCUCAAUCCGCAGCAUCAGAUUCCCGUGUUCGUGGACACAGACGGAGAGGUCUAUGUGGAUAGUCAUGCAAUUAUAUGUUUCAUGGUGGCCAAGUAUGCUAAAGAUGAUCAAUUGUAUUCGAAAGACUUGAAGCGUCGUGCACACAUCGAUCAUCGCAUGCACUAUGAGAACGGCGUGCUCUUUCAGGUGAUCAAAGAUAUUGUGGCACGGAAUAUAUACGGUGGCGAGGCUGAGUUCAAUGCGCGCUCCUUAGAACUUUGUCACAAUGCAUAUGCCUCGUUAGAGCAAUUUUUAAAUCAGGGCAGCUUCGUUGUUGGCAAUGAACUAAGCGUGGCUGAUAUAUCCAUUCACACGACACUGAUUACACUGGAGUUGCUUGUUCCUAUAGACCAGGAACGGUAUCCGGAGAUUAACGGAUGGCUGCAGCGAAUGCAGAAGCUGCUGCCAGACUAUGAAGAUAUUAAUCUAAAGGGUGCGAAGGCUCUGCAGCAACGUAUUCUAAGCUGCAUGGCCGAACACAAGGCAAAUAAAUAA
Drosophila albomicans is the source of this 773-nucleotide messenger RNA. It is a transcript of the gene GstE13, whose product is annotated as glutathione S-transferase 1. Bases 93 to 773 code for a protein of 226 amino acids. Gene Ontology annotation, biological process: glutathione metabolic process. The transcript is spliced from 4 exons. The record is from RefSeq and is a predicted model, not a curated record. Gene Ontology annotation, molecular function: glutathione transferase activity. Lineage: Eukaryota; Metazoa; Arthropoda; Insecta; Diptera; Drosophilidae.